Messenger RNA from Cydia strobilella, 1285 nucleotides. RefSeq names its product 18S rRNA aminocarboxypropyltransferase. The transcript is spliced from 2 exons. The record is from RefSeq and is a predicted model, not a curated record. Gene Ontology annotation, molecular function: rRNA small subunit aminocarboxypropyltransferase activity. The coding region runs from base 492 to 1217 and encodes 241 amino acids. NCBI's taxonomy places the organism in Eukaryota, Metazoa, Arthropoda, Insecta, Lepidoptera, Tortricidae. Gene Ontology annotation, biological process: maturation of SSU-rRNA.
CCGGUUCGAGCGCCAUCUUGAUAGUUAGCAUCGUGAUUAAUUACUUUGUUUUUUGCUUAUUAAUAUUGUUUAAAGUGUAAUAUCGAUAGCUUAUUAUACAGUAAACUAAUGUGGUAGUGUGCAGUGAAUGGAGAAUUAAUUUUGAAGCGCGUUUAACCACCAUCUUGGAGUCAACGGCCGGUAGUCCACGUGCUUCUUGUAAAGACUAGCUAUCGAUUUACAAGAGCUAACAAAUCACCGUACACUGUCUUGUACAACCGUACAAUUUUUGUCGUUUGUAAACCUCUCAAUACCUUGAUACUGGCGAAAUAGUCCCACUGGGCUGAAGCCAUAAUUUUAAAAGAAGAAGAAGAAGAAGAUGUUGAAUGGAGUGAGGUUAAAUUAAAUUUUGUUUUGAGUUGUUAUUAGGCUUAAAACUUAAGCACAGAUAUUGCAGUGGAGUUACAUUAAAGUUUUAAAAUAUUAAAAACAAGCAAUUUUAUUACAGCACUAUGGCACCCGGCAAAAACCUCAAAAAUCGCAGUAAACGCUCCAACCAACAAACCGAAAGGGACUAUGCAGAGAGAUUAAAUGAGCUUACUGUAGCAUCAUCAGAAGAUAGCGAUGACAGCAGCUCUGAUGGAGAAGGAACUGAAGCAUCCUUUACUGUAGCCAUGUGGGAUUUAAAUCACUGUGAUCCUAAGAAAUGCUCCGGAAGAAAACUUCUACGACACAAAAUCAUAAAAAACCUUAAACUCGGGCAGCGGUUUCCAGGAUUAGUGCUAUCUCCAGUUGGCACCCAAUGCGUCAGUCCUAAUGACAAGGAAAUUAUUGAAAAAUCAGGACUUGCAGUCAUAGACUGUUCAUGGGCUAAAAUUGAUGAAACACCUUUUGGUAGAAUGAAAUCACAUCACCCGAGGCUAUUGCCAUUUUUAGUCGCAGCCAAUCCCAUAAACUAUGGUAAACCUUACCAACUGAGUUGUGUGGAAGCAUUGGCAGCUGCUAUGUAUAUAACGGGACAUAAAAAGGAGGCGCAGUUCUACCUUUCAAAGUUUUCAUGGGGUCAUUCCUUUUUGGAACUUAAUAAUGAAGCAUUAGAUCUGUAUGCAGCUUGUACAGACAGCAAAAGUGUUCUGGAAGCGCAGGCAAAAUAUCUGGAAUCUGCUCAAAAGCAAGAAGACACAAGACCCAUGUGGCCACCCAGUGAUAGUGAUUCAGAGUCAGAGGAUCACAGCUAGCACUUCAAUAAUCUCUUAUGAUGUAAAUGUGUAUUGAUUGUUGUCCAAUUAUAUUUAUUGUUCCAAUC